GAUGGAUCACCACCGCCAUUUUUAGCCUUGAGGCUUGUAACUACCGACCGUUGGGUCUUUGAUAUGUGCGGUCGGUGUCGCUAUGUUUCAAGCCGUCUUCAGUCUCACCGACUAGGUUGGGUCAACUUGAACCAGCCAAGAGCUCCUUCGUCAUGACGUUGCCAUGUUCCCGUAUCUCAAAGCGCUCAUCUUCUUGCCACGGCCUGGGCCACAUCGAGACGUUGUACGUUGUGCGAUUGAUCUUGUCCUUCGUUUCGUUAGCUGGAAAGAACACUUACGAAAGCGGUCGAAGUUCUAUUCGGAACAGACGAUUCGAAAGGCUCGAGCUCGGGCGAAGAGAUAAUGCCGGACACGUAGAAAGUGUGGCGCGCACGACGGCUCAUUGGCUAAUCUCUGGACACCCCAAUGCCGGGUCUAUCAGAAAUGGCAAUCAUCCGCCUGCCAUCUCACAGGGUACGGCUCAGGAUUCUCUUGGGAGAAACCAACCCAUUCUCGGUGCUCGGUUAGAUGUGAUCUGGACGAUAUAUACAUGCAGCCCUCUACCGUAUUGUCCAUCACCGACAUUUUUCGCAUUAGUAUCAAUCAGUUGUCUACAUUGCCGCUGCAAACAAGAGGAGCUGCAUGGCACAAGACUCUGUUCUUUACAAGUUGUUAUUCUAACGUAGUGCCGCAAACCUUGUAGCGGCCGUACAUUGUCGCAGUCUGUAUCUGAGUGCCGACACUAUGUCGAGCUCAAGAUCAUGCAAUACUCACCAUAAUCGAUAAUAGUUGGAACAUCGACACUAUAUACGUCUGACGUCGGAGAUGGUCUAAAAAUGGGCGCGACGGGCGGCUGUGCGGGAAUCUCCAACUCACAUUAAGUCAAGGGCCAC
Molecule: messenger RNA, 872 nt
Organism: Pseudomassariella vexata
Lineage: Eukaryota; Fungi; Ascomycota; Sordariomycetes; Amphisphaeriales; Pseudomassariaceae
Exons: 1
Coding region: 153-665 (170 amino acids)
Source: RefSeq, a predicted model, not a curated record